Delphinapterus leucas (beluga whale) is the source of this 1998-nucleotide messenger RNA. The record is from RefSeq and is a predicted model, not a curated record. NCBI's taxonomy places the organism in Eukaryota, Metazoa, Chordata, Mammalia, Artiodactyla, Monodontidae.
GGUCAGUGUGGGGUUCGGUGAGUGAGUGAGUGAGGUCCGACAGCAGGACGGCCUGCGGCAGAAAGCUUAUAAAGGCAGCUUUGAUUAAAGAUGGCGUCCCUGUUUGCUCAAGAAAUUCGCCUUUCUAAAAGACAUGAAGACAUAGUAUCACAAAGAUUAAUGUUACUUCAACAAAUGGGGAAUAAACUUGGAGAUCAAAACAAGGAAAAGACCCCUCAGAUGCAAACAGCUGAGACUGCUUUACAAAGGAACCUUAGUCUUUUAAAGGAUAUAGAAGCGGCAGAGAAGUCUCUACAGACCCAGAAUCAUCCAGUUCCAUCGCCUGAGGUGGCUUCUCUUGAGACUCUUUACUGGGCAUCAGUAGAAGAAUAUAUUCCCAAAUGGGAACAGUUUCUUUUAGGAAGAGCACCAUAUCCUAUUGGUGUUGAAAAUCCAAAUGAAGCAGAAGAUACCAUUCAAAAGGAGGUGCAGCAAUAGCUUCUUCACAUACUAUUUGAAAAACCUAUUUAGGAAAGCUGAGUGUUAAAGAAUAUGCAGAUCACUGCAGGAACUUUAGGAAUCAGACAUGUUCAAUUGUCUCAUUACUUCCUCAAUGACAAUGAAGAUUUGAAAAUCUACUUGGAACUUUCAGGCCAUCACUGGGAGACCUACUGCUCUUUCAGUGUCAUGAAUUUGCUUUCUACCAAACCCAUGGAAGUGUUAAAAGCUGAUACUGAAAGGUGGACUGUUGAUUAAAUAAGCUGCUGAAUGAGUGUUGUGCGCUGUUGAAAGAAAAAAAAAAAAAGUCAUUUACUGCCACUAUCACCUAAACAGUGAAUACCAGUAGUUCUGAUUUUACAUCUUCUAUAAUCUUUACUUUUCAGUUAUUUUGUUAUGGGGAUAAGGCUCAGGAUCCAAGUGGUUGUUUGCUCACUCUUUUAGCUUUUUAACAAAUGAAAAGACAGUGACAAUCGCUUAGUAUAAUAAUAUUGAUCAGGAAAUAGAUUCAUAGGAUUUUGUCCCUCAUAGAUCACUGGACCUGUAAAAAUUCUCGAAGCAAGAACUAAACUACCAAGCAUUCAAUAAGUAGCCAGUUUCAGGAGGGCUCAGACUGGGUUCUGAAAAAGGACACCUAUUAGAGCUGGGAAUGGUCGCUGGAUUUUGACCUGGUUAUUUAAAGAUUGCCAACCCUGUGAACACAAGUAACGCUUCUCUCAUCUUUUCAUCUUUAAAUCUAUCCUUCCCUGUCCCUUCUAUUUUCUUUAUUUCUCAAACAACUGUCAGUCAGAAACUUUUGGGUCACAACCCUCAAUAGCUUUGGGAUUCCUCAAUCCACCACUGCUGGAGUGCUCAAAAAAAAAAAUUCUACUUUUUCUAAUUAUAAAAGCAGCUCCUGCUUAGGGGUCCACAUCACAAUGAAAGAUUUUCAAUUUUAAACUGGUUUGUGGUUUUAUAAGUUGACAACAGGACAAGCUAAAAAAAAAAAAAAAAAAAGUCCAUUGUGCUGAUAAGUUCCUUUAAACUACCAUCUUGGAAAUAUCCUGUUGAGUGGGUGCUGGUGUGGGUAACAAUAAUGCUGUUUUCAUAGCACGUGCUGGCAGAUGAGCACUCUUCUCCACAGUGUUAACAGUUGUAAUUAAGGAAUAAACAGCACAGAGUGUCAGUCCGAUGACAAUUUCAUCUAUAGUGUCACAAUACAAAAUGUCACAAAAUAUUAGAACUGUUAUAUAACUAUAAAAAGGAUUGGCUUAAAAGCCAAAAGCCCUUUAAAAAGGAAGACAGAGAAAGAAAGAAAAAAGAAAACUGGCAUAGGGACCAAAACCGUUUUAUACCUUCUCAAGACUGUUCUGUCACGAAAAUAAAUUGAUAUAUUUUUUUUUUUCCUGUUACAUUACAGUUUGGUUUCUAGCCAUCCAGUUGAUUUAGCAGGAGAAUGCAGGGCUUUUUAGCAGCUUUGAAUUGGUAAACAGAUUUAGAUGUAGUAGAGAGAACAUGAGGAAGUUUUUUUUUUUUUUUUUU